GUCUCGGAUUCCAUCAUGAACCGGCUACCAUCCUUCCUGCGGCCCACUCGGUCAGGCCCUCGAUACUCCGUUCGGCCGUUCUACGCAUCGCUGCUGGUAAUUACGACCCUUGCGGUAGCCAGCUGGACUUUGGGGAGGUAUGGAAAUGGACAAGCACAGGAGCGUACGGCACCGGGUGUACUUCUGCGGCGGGCCGACGAACCAGAGUGCCGCCUAGUUCGCAAUGUCAAAGAUCAAUGUGCAUAUGUGCGCGAGAACUGUCCCGACCAUCAGGACGGUCUCCUUUCCUACCUACAACUCUACUAUUGCGCCCUACCCGAUGCCAAACCACUGGCCUUCAUCAUCAUAGUUCUCUGGCUGUCGCUACUUUUCAGUACUAUUGGCAUCGCAGCCAGCGACUUCCUGUGUAUCGACUUGAGUACGUUAGCGAGCAUCCUGGGGUUGAGUGAAAGCCUCACGGGCGUAACCUUCCUCGCAUUCGGAAAUGGCAGUCCCGAUGUGUUCUCUACAUUCGCCGCAAUGCGGUCGAAUAGUGGGAGCUUGGCGAUCGGGGAGUUGAUUGGGGCCGCAACUUUCAUCACAUCUGUAGUAGCAGGCUCGAUGGCUUUGGUCCGACCGUUUAAGGUCGCGCGACGAAGCUUCGUCCGUGAUGUUGGGUUUUUCGUGAUCGCCGUCAGCUUUAGCAUGGUCUUGGUCGCCGAUGGUCGCCUCCAUGCUUGGGAGUCUGCUGCGAUGGUAGCGUUGUAUGUCUUCUACGUGAUACUUGUUGUUAGCUGGCACUGGUAUCUGGUUCGCUGCCGCAGGAAGUACGAACGAGAUCUAGCCGCCCGAACCCACUUCCAUAUACCCGACAAUCAAGAAUUGGACAUUGAUCAGCCGGUCGAAGAUGACGAUCCAGGCGUGGCCUCGGAAUCUCGCAGUCUCCUCCGGGGAGCGUCAACGGACGAUUUUGACCUUCUGGAAAGGUCAGGUGGCAUUCCCAGUUGGAAGGAAGAAGAAGAAGAGGAAGAUGAUGAGACCCGAAAUCGGUAUCUGGCAGAGAUCCGUGACAACAUGCAUGUCUACCGGCCUGCGACCCUGUCAAGGCGAAACACCAUUAAUCCAAUUCGCCCGAGUUUGGUCGGUGCACUUGAAUUCCAAUCAGUGCUUCAGGCACUUCAGAAGUCGAGAACCAGCAGGCAUAAUCCCACGAUCAGCUUAAGCAGUUACUCUGACGAUGGCGACGAUUCAUCUCAACCGUUCGAUACGCGUUCUAUAGCAUCGCAUCCUCGUGCUACCAGACCAACUACCAUCAACGACCGCCUGUCACCGCUUAGUGCAGAAGGGUCACGGGCCCGAGCUGUCUCAGCGAAUGAUGCCGAUGGUCUACAAAUUGAUGCCAGUGUUUUUGAUCGACAAAACCAGGCCCCUCGUCUGACCGUGAGGCGGCCCUCAAAUGAACACGUUGAAGGACCGAGUGCGAUGCAGGCUCCUCAACUUCCUCGUAUCGAUACCAAUGCGUUGUUGACUGCCUCUCCAUCAUCUUCAGAGCAUCCAUCGCCAAACACUAGCCCUACAAUCGGCCCCGCUGUCCCUCAAACACCAGAUCUUCUCGCUCCUCCCGGGGCUUUCAGCUCGCCAAACUAUCAGACCUCGACUGCGCAUGAUCGCUCUCCUCUCCCAGUAUCACCACGAGGAGGCAGUGGAAGCUACCACUCUGGACUCGAUCCAGAAAGCCCAGCUGUGCCUUUUCCUGCAUUCAUUGACAUACCUUCUGCUCCAUCAUCCCGAGCUCCCAGUAUUCGUUUGCCGAACCCAGUGGCGAGUCCGUCGGAGCAACUCAUGAUCCAUGACAGCCUGUAUAACACGGUCAACGACAAUGUGUCUUUGAAAGGCCCUUUGAUGAAGUGGUGGCCGAGUUCGGUCCUUCCUCCUGCUUCCCAAAUUGGCUGUACGCUUUUCCCAACUCUGGCUGGGUGGAAAUCCAAAAACAUAGCAGAGCGACUGCUGGGAAUAAUUGCUGCACCAAGUGUAUUCCUUCUUACAAUCACCGUUCCAGUCGUCGAGCCUCAAGUUUCCGAGUCUGACGAGCCCGAUCCGGUUCCUGCCGUGAUCAUCGAACAAGUUGGCGGUAACGGCAACCCAGCGCCUCGAGUAAGACUACCGGCAGACAGUCCAAUUCUUUAUCCUACGGGGCAUGAACACAUUGAGUCUUUCCCUGAUGGCCUUACCGCCCCCUCACACCCCCGUCGCAAGUCCACGCUUCACGAACCUGCGCCUCGUCCUCGUUGGGAUUCUGAGUUGCCAGCGGUGCCACAUCCAGCUCCAGAUGCAGCUUGUGUGGAAGUCAAGGACUGUAAUCGCUGGCUCAUUGCAAUCCAGCUUUUCACGGGGCCUUUUUUCGUCACUCUCAUUGCCUGGAGCACCGUAGAUGAAACUUUGGAUGCGAAGAACCUAAUCCUGCCUUCGUUGGUAUCCCUUCUCUUCUCGUUUUUGUGUCUGAGUGCCUUGAUUACAUCUACCCGUCGCCGUCGGCCAUGGCACAGUCACAGCCACGUUGACCAGUCAUACUUCCGUUCGCACGAAACGUCUGAACUGUGCAAACCCCAGGCGCUUCCAUCUGCGUGGCGACCUUUCCUGUCCCUCCUCGGAUUCUUGGUCGCAAUUUCCUGGAUUGCAACUAUCGCAACGGAGGUUGUUUCCGUACUCAAGACCAUCGGUGUGAUUUUGAACAUCUCCGACUCGCUCUUGGGAUUGACCAUCUUCGCCGUUGGUAACUCGCUCGGCGACCUAGUCGCUGACAUCACCGUCGCCCGACUUGGGUACCCCGUGAUGGCCUUGAGUGCCUGCUUCGGCGGACCCAUGCUCAACAUCCUCCUGGGAAUCGGCCUCGGAGGUUUAUAUAUGACUCUCAGCCCGGGUAAGUCCUCUCCUAAACAUGAUGAGAUGCUUAUUCGGGUCCCCUAUGAAAUCACCAUCUCCAAGAUGCUGGUCAUCAGUGGUGCAACCCUUUUGUUUGUUCUUGUUGGUCUUUUGAUUGUUAUUCCAUUGAACAAGUGGCGUAUGGAUCGCAGGAUUGGAUGGGGUUUGAUUGCAGUUUGGUGUGUGAGUACCUUGGGCAAUGUCAUUGCCGAGGUUACAUCAUGA
Messenger RNA from Penicillium cataractarum, 3126 nucleotides. RefSeq names its product sodium/calcium exchanger protein. NCBI's taxonomy places the organism in Eukaryota, Fungi, Ascomycota, Eurotiomycetes, Eurotiales, Aspergillaceae. The record is from RefSeq and is a predicted model, not a curated record. Gene Ontology annotation, molecular function: monoatomic cation transmembrane transporter activity. Gene Ontology annotation, biological process: monoatomic cation transport; intracellular calcium ion homeostasis; transmembrane transport. The transcript is spliced from 2 exons. The annotation marks the transcript as partial. Gene Ontology annotation, cellular component: membrane.